GCGUGACGGUUGCACAUUUUGCAAUAGAAAAAUUCAGUAAAAGAAUGACGCUGCUGCAGAAUAAAGGAGGGAUAAAGCACGAAGACGAAGAGGGAAAGCGACAACGAAGGCCAGGCUACUAUAUCUGCUUGCGAUUGGCGAAGGAAUGAUCGAUCGAUGAUACCUUGACGAGUGGGGUCGUCGAUCUGUUGUCAUCCAGGGUUUAUGUGAUCCCGCUCUGUCGAUCGAUUUCGCCUCCUUUUAGGGAUUUACUGCGUUUCUAGUGUCGGCGGGGAAAGCAUCUGAGAUCACAAGGCAGAGAAGAAGAAGAAGAAGAAGAAGAAGAAGAAGAAGAAGAAGAAGGAAAAUGGGUUCAUUCUUGAGCUUCAAUCGCAGUAAAGAUCAGCCGAUAGAGGAUUAUAGCUGUUCUGGAAUGGACUGGUGCAAGAAGGCAAAGGCAUCUGCCAACUGCGAUGGUGAAAACAACGGGUUGAUCCCUGGUCUGCCAGACGAGAUCUCACUGGAGAUCAUCGCUAGGGUUCCUAGAAUUUGCUACCUGAAGAUGAAGAUGGUGUCUCGGAGUUGGAAAGUCGCUAUCGCCGGCCCGGAGGUUUACCGAUUGAGGAAACAAAUUGGAAGAACUGAAGAAUGGCUUUACAUUUUGACAAAGCUAGACGAUCAGCUUGCUUGGCAUGGCUUGGAUCCUUCAUCGGGCCGGUGGCAGAGGGUGCCGCAAAUGCCCGCGAUAGCCUUCGAAGACGAAUCUCCACGAGGCUUCUCGGGGUUGUGCGCGCGUAACCUGAUAGAUUCAAGCAUCAAGAUCACUGAAACCAUUAGAGGUUGGGUGGUUGGGAGUGAUGCUUCAACAAAAAUGCCAUUCUGUGGUUGCUCGGUCGGCGCGGUUGGUGGAUGUCUUUAUGUUCUAGGGGGAUUCUCCAGAUUUUCGGCGAUUAAAUGUGUUUGGAGGUAUGAUCCUCGCACGAAUUCAUGGCAAGAAUCAAGUCCAAUGACGGAAGGAAGGGCUUUCUGUAAGAUCAGUAUGUUAGACGACAAGCUUUAUGCUGUUGGCGGGAUUAGGAGAGUCAAUGGAGGUUUGUCUCCGCUUCAAUCUGCUGAAGUCUACGAUCCUCUAACCAACACAUGGACGGAGAUGCCAAGCGUGCCGUUCUCGAAAGCGCAGAUAUUACCUACAGCUUUCUUAGCCGAGCUGCUGAAGCCUGUUGCAACCGGUGUGACUUCUUACAGGGGCAGGCUGUGUGUCCCUCAGAGUUUGUAUUCUUGGCCAUUGUACGGUGACAUUAGCGGUGAGAUAUACGAUCCCAGAACUAACACAUGGUCUGAGAUGCUGGCCGGCAUGGGUGAGGGCUGGCCAGGUAAGCAGGCCGAGACCAAGUUGAGCGCGGUGGUGAACGGCAAAUUAUAUGCCUUGGACCCCGCUGGUUCUUCAGAGGGUGCCCGAAUAAAGGUGUACGAUGAUAAGGACGAUGUUUGGAAAGUGGUUAUAGGAAAAGUGCCAUUCCAUGACUUGAGCAGUUGUGAAACCCCAUAUUUGCUUGCUACUUUCCAGGGGAAGCUCCAUCUGAUCAUGAAAGGCAUUAGCAAUGAUACGUCUGUCUUGACAGUAGGCAUUUCGUCUUCUUCCGCAAGUGUCUUACCGAGUCUAAACCCUGAGAAGUUUCAAAAGGCAGAAGACCCUGACUUUUGGGAGGUCAUUGGCACGAAGAAUUUUGGUGCGGCAGAAUUCAUCAGCUGUGAGGUACUUUCUGUUUAAGAUGUUAUAGUUCCCAGUUGUAUACCGCAGUUCAAUCUUCACAGAUCGUGUAGUUACUAGCACUUUGUAUUCUGGGGUCUCGAACGUGGCAAAUCUUCUGGCUUAUCGAUUCAUAGCAAGCGCAAUGCAAUUCUUGGUUUAUUUUCAUCGUUAUCAUCGUCGGUGACAACACUGUGGUAUGAAAUGUAAUCCUUUAUGCAUGGAACAUGAGAUUGUCUAUAUAUGGUGAGAUGAUGUCGGAUUUGAAUUGUA
This is a messenger RNA of Zingiber officinale, 2002 nucleotides long. RefSeq names its product F-box/kelch-repeat protein At1g22040-like. The coding region runs from base 347 to 1750 and encodes 467 amino acids. The record is from RefSeq and is a predicted model, not a curated record. The transcript is spliced from 3 exons. Lineage: Eukaryota; Viridiplantae; Streptophyta; Magnoliopsida; Zingiberales; Zingiberaceae. Gene Ontology annotation, molecular function: protein binding.